Endocarpon pusillum Z07020 is the source of this 1116-nucleotide messenger RNA. RefSeq lists its product as uncharacterized. The record is from RefSeq and is a predicted model, not a curated record. The coding region runs from base 1 to 1116 and encodes 371 amino acids. Lineage: Eukaryota; Fungi; Ascomycota; Eurotiomycetes; Verrucariales; Verrucariaceae. The transcript is spliced from 5 exons.
AUGAAAUGGCCGUGGCAUUUGGCGAAGCAGCCCACCAGCAACAAAGAUGCUGCUGCUGAGAGCGCAUUCUCUACACCUCUGUCCCAACCGAGAGCACCAUCGAGAAAGAUCUUUCCUUCAGGACUGAAGUUCUUCCACAAAAGUGAAAGUGAUGCAGUCGACGUCAUUUUUGUACAUGGCCUCACCGGAGAUCGUGAGAAGACGUGGAAGACAAAGAAAGCUGUCGCCCCGUGGCCUCAAACCCUACUACCGUCCCAUGUUCAUAACACCCGAAUACUCACGUUCGGAUACGACGCAUACGUGUCUGACUGGCAGGGCAUGGUUUCGAAGAACAGGAUUGGAAACCAUUCGAUGAACCUGCUCGCCGCCAUUGCGACCUACAGAGAAGAGGAUGAUACUAACGAUCGUCCCAUCAUCUUUGUCUGUCAUAGCUUGGGAGGUCUUGUCUGCGAGGACGCUCUCACAACGGCACAGCAGCGACCAGAAAACCAUCUCAAGCAAGUUCUCCAUUGCACUCGGGGGAUUGUAUUUUUGGGCACUCCACACCACGGCUCCGGCCUUGCACACUGGACAGAAAGUCUAGCCAAGGCCAUUGGCGUGCUCAAGCAAACGAAUCCGGAUAUCUUAGCCGUUCUUAAGAGCGACUCUGAGGUUCUCGAGCGAGUUCAGCAUGGAUUUCACACUAUGAUCCGGUCACGAGCUCAGGAUCGGCUUCCGCCAAUCGAGAUCACUUGUUUUUUUGAGGAGUUGCCCUUGCCUGGCAUUGGACUUGUAGUGCCGGCUCACUCUGCCACUCUUCCCGGAUACAUUCUAAUAGGGAUUCGAAGCAAUCAUAUGGAUAUGACCAAAUUUGAAAAUGCUGAUGACCCAGGCUUCAAGGCUGUUGCGGGCGAGCUUCGUCGUUGGGUCAAGGCCUUAGCUAGGUCUGAGAACGUAAGAUUGUCGCACGUUGAAAGUCCACAUAGAGAUAGAACGAGCGGAAAGGGUGUGGACAGAACGGGAGGGCAUCAGGCUCUCCAGAUAACUCAAGGUAGUCCUCAGUUUGGGUCGACUACAGUCAGUGGAGGGUCGAUAUUCCAGGGAAACCACGUUGGAGGACACGGCGGCAUCUUUUAA